Molecule: messenger RNA, 747 nt
Organism: Phytophthora nicotianae INRA-310
Lineage: Eukaryota; Oomycota; Peronosporomycetes; Peronosporales; Peronosporaceae
Exons: 5
Coding region: 1-747 (248 amino acids)
Biological process (GO): tRNA wobble uridine modification
Cellular component (GO): elongator holoenzyme complex
Source: RefSeq, a predicted model, not a curated record
AUGGCGGAGGCUCUGUAUCAUCUCAGCGAUUCGUUGACGUGGACGCCGACAUCUGCACCUCAAGGGCAGUUGGUGGUGCUAGAGGACUGCGUGGAGGCCGGCGGGGUCUUCCUAGUGCAUCACUUCACGUCGCUGUUCCUGAAGGCUGGCCAUCGCGUAUGCUUUGUUGCUAUCGCCAACUCGCCUGCACAUUAUGCGGCGGUUGGAAGGAAGCUGGGUGUCAACUUUGCAGCUUGUCAGACAAAAAAACAACUUCAAGUGCUGGAUUGGACCAGUAUGGAGACGGAUAGUACCAAGGCAGAGUGGACGGCGUUGUUUGAGGACUUAAAGAAUUUUACCAAUGAAGAGAAGGACGCUGCGGUGUCGAUUGUGAUUGAUGAUGUCAGUGCGCUCAAGUGGCGGUUUGGAGACGCUGCUGUGCUCGACUUUGUUCGCUGCUGCAAGACACUAACACACAACAAGAAUGGAGCUGCGAAUGUGGUGCUAUUGACUCAUGCGGAUACUGAUCUCUCAUCUUCAAGACCUCUGAGCCUGGCACUUGCUGAAAUGGCGACUGUGGUCUUAGCGACGAAGUCUUUGAGUACAGGCUACUCCAAGGACAUCCACGGAACGCUAUUAGUUUGCCGUCAGAGCCAAGGCUUCAGUGUUAAUGCACUUGAUGAAGAACCGACUGCGAUCCCGUACAAGAUUUUGGAGAGUACAAUCAAGUGUUUCCACUCUGGUGGAGAAGCGCUGCGUUGGAAUUAA